Messenger RNA from Dendroctonus ponderosae (mountain pine beetle), 768 nucleotides. RefSeq lists its product as uncharacterized. The transcript has 3 exons. Bases 65 to 550 code for a protein of 161 amino acids. The record is from RefSeq and is a predicted model, not a curated record. NCBI's taxonomy places the organism in Eukaryota, Metazoa, Arthropoda, Insecta, Coleoptera, Curculionidae.
GUAAGUUCAUACAAUAUGCGGUGACAAGAGUGUAGCCUGGAUUGAGUGAGUAAAUUUCAAGAAAAUGUCGUUUCUCAAGCAAAGUGUAAUAUACGCAGUUUGUGCUCUGGCUUUUAUUUACCAUCAAGCUGACAUUGCUUCAGCAGCAGGAAAUUGUAUUUUCUGCAAUACUACGGCCAAUCCAUCAUGCACUGCGGCUAAUAUAACAGACUUCACGAUAUUCGAGAAUUGCACUACCGACACUUCGUGUUUUGAGGUGUUGUAUAAAGAUAAAGAAGGAGCUAAUGAUCAGGUUUUACGAGGCUGUGAUUUAAAUUGCACUUCUGAUGACUUGCUAAAAUUGAAUACCACCAAUUAUUGGAGUUGUAAAGACUGUACCACUGAUUUCUGCAAUAAUGUAACAAUUUCUUACAAUGACACAACUCCGGACACUCCAGACACUCCAGACACUCCAGACACUCCAGCUAAUAGCAGCUCAUCGGCAUUAAUAAGUAAUAUCAGACUUGGAUCUCUGAUGCUUAGUGCGGCCGUUACAUUCUACUUGUACUAAUUACCACCCAUUUGUAUUAUUAUUGUAUUGCUAAUUAGUGAAUUUACCAUUUAAUUACCAUGUUCAAAUGUGAUUAUAAAUAUAUCAAAUUAAAUUGUUGUAAUAUAAAAUGUUAAAUUUAUACGCUUAAAUUAUUUUCAUACUUCAAAUGAAAACAAUUUUGAAUUUAUAUAUCAACUGAAGUAGUAUAACUUUCAAUACAUACAUGUCAAAAUAAA